AUGGAUACAUCAAAUGCAGUCGAUAUCCUUCGCCGAAAACCGGACAACCUUGCAAUCUAUACUAACCCUGAGCAUGAGCUGUAUCUCAAGAAGCUCGAUGUUCCGACCCCAAGCGAAGGGGAGUGCCUCAUCCACGUGCGAGCAACUGGCAUCUGCGGCUCCGAUGUUCACUUUUGGAAAGCAGGUCACAUUGGCAAGAUGGUUGUGACGGGCGAAAACGGGCUAGGUCAUGAGAGUGCAGGCGUAGUUGUUGGCGUAGGACCUAAAGUGAUGAAGUUUAAGAUUGGUAACAGGGUAGCUAUCGAGUGUGGCAUCCCUUAUAUGAAGGUAUUGUGCUUCUUCUAUUAUAUAGGUCGAUAUAACGCCUAUCUAGAGGUGGUCUUCUACUCGACGCUGCUAUAUUACGGAACCCUUACCCGCUACUACGUACACCUAGAAGACUGGCUUCAUAAGAUUCCUGAUGGGAUGUUAUAUGAAGAGGGAUCUCUUCUCGAGCCACUCUUAGUGGCUCUGACAGGGCUCGAGCGAUCUGGCGUUCGCUUGGGUGAUCCCGUGGUUAUCUGCGGUUCUGGUCCUAUCGGUAUUACUACUUUGCUGGCUGCUAGCGUAGUAGGUACUAGGCUGGAUAUGGUAAAAAAGGCAGUUCCUAGAGUGCGAACUGUUCUUAUUACUGAUAUCAAGGGAGCUCUUGGUGAAGAAGCCAAGAUAGUACUAGAAUGUACUGGCGUUGAGUCAAGUGUGGUCACCGGCAUAUACUGUUGCCGAUUCGGCGGCAUGGUCUUCGUUAUCGGUUGCGGUAGAGAUCUUGCCACAAUUCCCAUCAUGUAUAUGGCUGGCAAGGAAAUUGAGUUACGCUUCCAAUUUCGCUACCGAGAUAUCUAUCCUCGGGCCAUUGGCCUUGUUGCUGAGGGAGUCAUUGAUCUCAAACCAUUAGUCACCCAUCGGUUUGCUCUUGAAGAUGGUGAGAAGGCCUUCAAAACAGCUUCAGACCCUAGUGCUCUGGCAUUGAAAGUUCAAGUACUUGACGAUUAG
Colletotrichum scovillei is the source of this 1032-nucleotide messenger RNA. RefSeq names its product L-arabinitol 4-dehydrogenase. The record is from RefSeq and is a predicted model, not a curated record. NCBI's taxonomy places the organism in Eukaryota, Fungi, Ascomycota, Sordariomycetes, Glomerellales, Glomerellaceae. The transcript is spliced from 4 exons. Gene Ontology annotation, molecular function: L-iditol 2-dehydrogenase (NAD+) activity; zinc ion binding. Gene Ontology annotation, biological process: D-sorbitol catabolic process. The coding region runs from base 1 to 1032 and encodes 343 amino acids.